This is a messenger RNA of Grus americana (Whooping crane), 1990 nucleotides long. Its product is annotated as 1-acyl-sn-glycerol-3-phosphate acyltransferase alpha-like. Gene Ontology annotation, cellular component: endoplasmic reticulum; membrane. The transcript has 6 exons. Gene Ontology annotation, molecular function: 1-acylglycerol-3-phosphate O-acyltransferase activity. The coding region runs from base 776 to 1588 and encodes 270 amino acids. Lineage: Eukaryota; Metazoa; Chordata; Aves; Gruiformes; Gruidae. Gene Ontology annotation, biological process: phosphatidic acid biosynthetic process. The record is from RefSeq and is a predicted model, not a curated record.
CAGCUUUUUAUCUCCACCGUGGGUGCUGCAAUCCCCGUUGCUCCAUCCUCCCUCCAUUCCUCUCAUUAUGCUCACGCUGAGUGUCACCCUUCAUCAGCGCUGCCAUCCUGAUGUUACCCUUCCUGUCCAACCCUCCCUGGAUGGUGACACCCCUCUUCCUUGUUCCCCCUUCCAUCUGCACAGAUGGAACCUCCAUCUCUUCCUGGCACUGCAGGUCCAGUGACACUAUUCUUUGGGUUUUCCUCUAAUGAAUGAAGAUGCGUUGGUUUUCCCUUCCCUGCUCCCUUCUCCCUCCACCUGCAGCAUGAAGCUUGGUGCCUGCAGUGCUGCCCUUCGGCUGCUCUUGAGGGACAGUCCCUGGAGACAUCGACAUCUCUGUAGACCUGUCUGUCUCAAACUGUUCCUCUGCACGUCCAUCUUCAGUGCUCAUUCAUCUACAGCUCAGCACCUCUGGCUGCAAGCCUGCUGUCUGGGUUUCCAGCCUGCACACACAGAUCCAGCUGUGAACAUGGGGGAGCCUUGGGGUGAGGCUCACCUGGCCGGAGGCAGUUGUCCUCAUUGGGAUGUGAUGAUUUGCACCUUGGCUGCAGGCAGACAUCCCAUCCCUUCUCUUCUUGCUUUCCCAUCAUCUCCUUGGACAUAAAAAAGCCUGUUGGGUUUUUUAAAAUUUUUUAAAUUUUUUUGUUCCCACCAGCUUGUGUUGACUGCUCUUCUUCAUCAGCCGCUCCAAUGCAGACUUUCUACUACUGAGACAGCAGCUGGUCUCACCUUGGGGAUGGUUACAAGCUCUGAGCUAUACAGGCUACAAAUGUGCUUAGAAAAGCAAACUUCAUGGAUACUGAACCACCUUGGGACACGCUAUUUGCUCAUGCUCCUGCGUGCUGCGAUCCUGCCCCUCAAACACUUCUAUGGCAUCAAGAUGCAGGUGCAGGGCUCUGAGCAUCUGAACACCAAGGAGCCUUGUGUGAUAGUUUGCAACCACCAAGCUUCCCUUGACCUCAUGGGCAUGGUGGAGGUCAUUCCUGAUCGCUGUGUGCCCAUCGCCAAGAAGGAGCUCAUGUACAUGGGCACCGUGGGGUGGGCCUGCUGGCUCAGUGGCAUCAUCUUCAUCAACCGCCACAAGAGAGAAGAUGCAAUCGAUGUCAUCUCCCAGACGGCCAGGACCAUACGGCGUGAAAAUCUCCGAGUGUGGAUUUUCCCUGAAGGCACCAGGAACCAGGACAAAUCCAUGCUGCCCUUCAAGCGCGGGGCUUUCCACUUGGCCGUGCAGGCUCAGGUUCCCAUUUUCCCCAUUGUGAUCUCCCCAUACUGGGACUUCUUCAGCUCCAAGGAUAAGAAGUUCACCUCCGGGACGUGCACCAUCAGAAUCCUCCCCAAGGUAGACACUGAGGGGCUGAGCCCAAAGGAUGUUCCUGAACUGACAGAGACUGUCCGCCGGGCCAUGGCUGAUGCCUUCGCCGAGAUGUCUGCAAAUCACUGUGGGGACCAGUGCGCAGAGCAGCCUCCGCUCUCGUGCAGCACCGGGGCCGGUGCUGGCGGGAGGACAGGCAGCCUGCAGCAGGAGGACACAGCCGGGACCAGCAAUUAGACAGGGGGACCAAGCCCCUUGGUGACACAAAGGAGGUGGCGCAGCUGGGCCAUGCUGUCCCCUCGUCCCCUGCGGAUGUGUCCACCAAACCUGCCACCACCCUGGCAGCCUGCAAGAGCAGGACGGCGCCCUGAUGCAAGGGGAAGCAGAGCAGUGCAGGACGGGGACGAGGCAGCACCCCAAAAACAGUGCAAGGUGACUCCAGAAACUUGUUGUUAUGACUGUGCAUCCCCUCCCCAGGGCAUUGCAUGUCUCCCCCAAGCCUGGCGCUGUGUCCGGCCCCGGGUCGCAAGCCCCGUCUGCCUGGAUGGCUCCUGCCUGCACACUGGGCAGGGGGGGGAGAUGUGCCAGGCAGGGCUGGGGGUUUGCUGCACCAUUUCCCCCACCCCGACUCACAGUGGG